Messenger RNA from Suillus clintonianus, 1122 nucleotides. RefSeq lists its product as uncharacterized. NCBI's taxonomy places the organism in Eukaryota, Fungi, Basidiomycota, Agaricomycetes, Boletales, Suillaceae. The coding region runs from base 1 to 999 and encodes 332 amino acids. The transcript has 7 exons. The record is from RefSeq and is a predicted model, not a curated record.
AUGUCUUCAACUGGUAUCCCACCGGAUACCGGCGCCUUAAUGUCAGCAGUGCUGGAAGGCAUUUUAUAUGGUUUUUCAGUUCUCAUGUUUAUCGGUACCAUUUGGGCUUUGACCUACAAACGUCAGAUGCAGGACAUCAAUCGCCCGACCGCUGUGGUCGCCAUCCUGCUCUUUUUAGUGAGCACUAUGCACAUGGUCAUGACCAUCAUCCGUCUCCAAAAGGGAUUUGUGAAGUAUCGCGACACAUGGCCAGGCGGGCCAGCGGCGUUCUUCUCAGACGUUACGGAACAAACAUAUCUGAUACAGCAUACAUUAUACGUCUCGCAAACUGUAAUUGCUGAUGGGGUGAUGGUCUACCGCUGCUACAUUGUUUGGCAAUCUGUCCGGGUCAUCAUCUUUCCUAUGAUGAUGUGGUGUACCAUUGUAGUGACUGGCGUUCAUGCGAUCUACAAUAAUUCGCAGGCCGUCGGUAAUGUCUUAGACGUCUUCGCCCCAGAGUUCAAGAAGUACAUCUUGGUAUUCAUCACCUCGACUCUUUCAACUAAUUUGGUGUGUUCAGGAUUACUGGUAUAUCGCAUCUGGAUGGCUGACCGCGUAUCCUCUAAAAUGCGUACUACGAAGAGCACUAUGAUGCCAAUCGUGCGCGUGCUUGUGGAUGCCGCUGUUUUGCACUCUGUGGUGCUCUUCAGUCUGCUAAUAUGUUUCCUCAUCGGAAACAAUGGAGAGGCUGUACUGACGGACAUGGUCAUGCCGAUCAUAUCGAUUGCCUUCUACAUGGUGCUUAUUCGCAUCGCAAUCAAUAGAGAAAAUAACAGUAUAUUCCCGACUGUCCCGAAAGGGAUAACCAAUGGCAUGGGACAUGGAACCUCCCAGAAAUUUCCUGUGAAGCCCUUGCAGGUCCAUAUAUCCCAAGUUACGUACGAGGACAGGACGUCAGCGUCCAUAGUAGGGAAUGAAGACAAGCCAUCGACAUGCGAGGGGGCAUCUGACAGCGUGUAGUCAAUCUUGAUUUGGCAUGAAUGCCGCCCUACUAGGCUAUUAGGAAGUUCUAGUGUACUUCGCGCUUUUCCUCAGAGAUUUCUGUACUUCUAAUUUUAUUCCAAGGAUGUUAUUUACUCCACG